AGCUGAAAGAGGAUGAUAUAAAGCAGUGGAUGAAGAAAGUUGAAAUGGCUUCAGAGUUUGCUGUAGCAGAGGUGUUUUCCUUGAAAAAAACAAACAGUGCUAAACACAGUGCGGCUCUGCAGAGCAUAGAGCAGCUACAGGAUCAUGAUGAUGCGUACAGCGAAGCUCAGUCUAUUCUGAGCGAGUGGAUGAACCGGAAGUUACGUCUAGAGCUUGAAAUGGAUGAUGAUGAGGAAGAGGAGAUGAGUUCCUGUAAAAUGGACCAUUCAGAAUCCAAACAAUUAGUUAGGACCACACAACCCAGCUAUAAUAACUUUGAUGAGUUGUACUCUCAUCUGGCACAGGAAGAGGAGAACUCUGUAGUUGAAAAUUUCCUCCAGGACCUGAUGGAAACAGAAGUGCUGGACGGUCGUUUGGUGGAGGAUCUCGACAUGAACUCUGACAGCAUUAAAAAGACAGGGAUAGACCCUAGCAUCACCAUGGAAAUGCGCCAUAAACAGGUCAAGGAGAAUCGCGCACGUAGAGAUGCAGAGCGGGAAAAAUUGCGCAGAGAGAAGGAGAUGCUGAGGGAGGCACGGGAGGAGGCGUGGCGACUGGAACAGGAGAAGCAGGCAAGGAAGAGACAGGAGGCGCGUGAACAGGAGGUGAUGAUCCAACAGGAGAUGAUUCGCCUGCGCAGAGAGAUGGAGGAGCAAAGGAGUGUGGAGCUGCUUGCACGAAACAUGGAGAGAGACCGGCUUCAAAAACAAAGAAAAGGCCCCACCGAGUGCCCUGUCGUUCAAAAACAUCCACAUUUUAUUCCACAAAAGAUAAAGGACAGAGACCUUCAGUUCAGACAGAAGAAGCUGGAGGCCAAAGUUCACCUUCUCAGUUUACAGUGCAUGCAGAGACAUUUUUCUGCAUGGUACUCGGUGGUAUUGGAAAGAAGGGUGCGCAUGGGCAAAGCAUCGGCACUGUGUGAUUGGAGGAGGCAGUUGAGGGCGUGGCGGGCAUGGCGGGCUCUUGUUUGGGCCAGAAGAGAGGAGAGAGAAGCUCAGAGAACUGAAGAAGAGCUGAGACAGGACCAUAGGCGCUGUCAGAAGGCGGUGGAGAGUGACCGCAGGAGGCUUUUGAGACGUUGCAUCAAUAAUUGGCACGUGUGGUGUCGGGUAGAACACGAGCGCAAGGAGCUUCUUAAAAUACAAGAAGAAACCAGAAGUAAAAUGGCUGCCCUGAUAAAUGCAGCAGCUUCUGGGAAGUUAGGAGCAGAGACUCCCACACCUCCACCAAACACCAACCCACCUGAAAACCUCAUUCAUUCUGAAAACAUCAGCCAUCAGCAGGAUAUGUCAGCAGCUCUAGAAAUCAGUUCACCUGUUUCACCAGCCACUGUGACUAACAAGAAUGGCCGAUCAGAUGCCCCGCCCACUCAGGCCUGGCAGGUAACGCGUCGGCACGCCACUCUCACGCCAGUUGAGCUUCGACAGGCCCGCGAUGGCCAACUGCAGCACACCACCACCCGAAGUCGAUGUGCAGAGCUACCUGGUGAACGAUUUAAACACCGCCAUGCGGCCUUGCAGCAAACCCUAGCCAAGCAAAAACGUCUCCUGAAAGAGCAACAGGAGCAAAUUCAGCAUCUGCAGGAGAGACAGAACAUGCUGGAACUGCGACAUGAUGCGGAAAAAAAUUCACUUUUAGCAGCAGGACUAACUGGAGAUUUGAGCACCUGCUCUGCACCUGUACCUAAUGCAGAUAUAGGAAGAGGAAGCACAGAAAAACCAAGACCAAAGACCGCCUCAGGAGAAAACACCACCAGCCGUACGGUCUGUAAAGCAGCUUCGGGACGCUCCAUACCUCCUCAUCCUUGUAUACAAGCAAUGGAAGAGCGAGCACGGCAGCGUGCUGAGCGCAGGAGAGAAAUGGAGGAGCAAAGAAGACAAAGACAAGAUGAGAAGCUUGCUCAAAUGAAGGCGGCUGAGGAGGAAAAACUUCGAUUGGAGGAAGAAGAGAAACAGAAAGAGGCUGAGAGGAAGAGGGAAGAAAAGAGACAGCAGAGAAAUAGAGAGCUCGAGAAGCAGAAGAGAGCAGAACAGGAAAAGGAACUGUUACAGCGAGCGGCCCAGCACUACCUCAACACCUUAUUACUUCACCGCGGUCUGGCACCAUGGAAGCGACUACUGGAGCAAAGCCAUAACAAUGAACAGAGAGCGGCAGAUCAUUAUGCACAGUGGCUUCAGAGACACUGCUUCUGCUCCUGGAUACAAGUUGUGGAUGAAGCUCAUGCAGAGAGAGAAUCCAAAGCUGUUCGGCUAUAUCAGCAGAUUCUGCUUCGGAGAGCCAUGUGUAACUGGAGAAGGUUAAAGGACAUGCGCUUUAUAUUGGAAGCGAGAGCCGAACGGUUGUACAAAAUUCGUACAGAAAGGAAAUUUUUCAUGGCUCUGCUGGAUCACACCACUGAACAACGACUGAUAGCUUGGGACAACCAGCAACGUGCAGAGGAGCAUGACGCCAGGAGAGCAGUCAAAAGAUGUUUCGCUGGCUGGAGGCGUCUUCCAGCUGUCUUACGAGAAGAAAAAGAACGUGAAUCUCGCAGGGAGGAGCUGAGACGUAAAGUGUCAGAAAUUCUACCCGACUUCCGCAUCUCUCCUAUUGACUCCCUGUGGAGCUCUGUAAAGCCUCUUUAACUAUAACACACAAGCUCC
Paramisgurnus dabryanus is the source of this 2681-nucleotide messenger RNA. RefSeq names its product coiled-coil domain containing 191 (gene ccdc191). The record is from RefSeq and is a predicted model, not a curated record. Lineage: Eukaryota; Metazoa; Chordata; Actinopteri; Cypriniformes; Cobitidae.